GUUUUCCAAACUACAUACCUGGAAAGUUAAACCAAAAUACAAGGCGACAAACAUGUACUAUAUAUAUCCUAACGAACCACGCUAUACCGUUGCAAACCCUGGGGACUUUUUCCGUCAACAACUACUUGACGCCCAACGGCAACGGGCGUUCGAGGAAACCCAGCGUCGCAGAGCUUACGAAGAUGCGUUGCGUCGACGAGCCCUCGAAGAAGAGAUCCAGCGACGAGCAAUUGAAGAGGAGCUGGAGAGGCGUCGGGCGAUAGAAAUGGAGGUGCGGCGUCGUCAAGCGAUUGAAGCGGAACUCGCACGUCAACGAGAACUCGAAAAAGAAAUGUUACUAAGAGAUUAUGAGCGGGAACUACUUCGUCGGCGUCGUGAAGAGGACCAGCGACAGGCGUUCUAUGACGCCUUGCUGGAAGAGCAGGAAAGGAGAGAACAGGAACGGCGUCUGUGGAGAAAACGGCUUCAGCAACAGCAGCAUCCUUACGGACCCAGGCGGAAGGUUCCGACUGGUAGUGACUCAGAGGAAGAAUUGACUAUCAAGCCUUCUGCACCUGCACGCCAGAUUCCAAUCCUCUUUUUGAAUCAGGCCGCGCAUCCUGCUGCCACGAUGACGCCUCCCGAACCUCAGGAACCUCGAGUGGUUCCAAGGGCCCAGUCACCCGCAAGAGAGGCUAUCAGAUCUCUAGUUACAUCGCCUUCAGUCACACCUACAAUUCGAGCGGGCGCAAGGGCGCAAUCGCCGGUUAAUGAAAAUACUACGCAGCCAACUACACCAGCUCCAAUCACAUCCGCGGCUACAUCAACUCCAGUCGAUGAUCGAAUCCUCACAUUCAAACAAACUCGUGCCGCGCGAAUCCUUCAAAAGCAUUUCCGUCAAACACGCCCCAAACUUAUAACCCUCGCGCGCAUUGUCGAGGACCUGCGAACCGCUCAGCGUGAUCUUGAACCAACUGUGCUAUCAACACCUCUCGUUGUAACCAACGGCAAGCUUCUACCUCAAAACAACAAAGCGUUUGUGAUGUUGGAAGAAACCCUUACAAAGUUGCUUGUACGAGCGGAUGCAGUUCAAAGUGACGGUGUUGCUCUUGUUCGGGAUGCACGCAAGAAAGUUGUUGGGGCUGUGAACACAGUCUUGGGGCAUUUGGAUGCUAUCAGACGGGAUGCAUUGCGAAGAGCUGCAGAAGAGGAGGCGUCGCGAGUGACAAGUGAACAGGUGGUCAACAAGGAUUCUAUGGAUGUUGAUCAAGAUCCUUCGACAACAGUAGAUUCGUUACCACCAAGUGAACUUGAAGUCGUUCAGAACACGGAUGCGAUGCAAGUCGAUGAUGAGAGCACUACGACUUGCGCAACAGCGACCAACAGUGCGGGAGCCGUCGCCAUGGAAGAUGAAGGGGAUCAAGUGCCAGAGCAACCUCUAGACACGAUCAACGAGAUCAUAUGUCAAGCGGCAGACGCAGAGCUGCAAGUCGAGAGUGAUCAUGACGAUGGAAUGCAGGUGGAAUCUGACGAUCAAGGCGCACAAUCUGACAAGCAAGAUGCUCUCUCGGCCGACACUGGGUCAGAUGUGCAGUCGGUCGAGACGCCAAACCCCGAAAAUUCUAGUGAUGUUCAAGCGGUCGACUCUGGCGCGGCCACUGAGACGCAACCAACACCGGCACUCUCAUCACCUGGAGAAGUUGAGCCCGCUCAUCAAGAUAUGACAUCCUCGCCGGUCACAAAGGGUUCCGAGCCAUUCAUUCUCGUGCAGAGUCCGGCAAAAUCACCAUCUUGCAGUGUGGUAGUCGACCCCUUUCUUCAAAGAGAUAACUGUGUGGCAGUUACCGCAGAGGGAUAGCGAAACGUAACUACUAAAGCAAUUAUCUGCAUGUACAAAUAAAUGUGAAUAGUAAUAGGAUUUUGAGGCUUUUGAAUGUGGGGAUUUGGGAUUAUGUAUUAGUGAUAUUUGUCAUAUGCACAUUCUUCGAAAUAGUUUGAUUAUACGCAUGAACGUGUUAACACCAAAAAAUAACAUUUGUUUAAAACAACUGAAUUGAC
This is a messenger RNA of Spizellomyces punctatus DAOM BR117, 2037 nucleotides long. RefSeq lists its product as uncharacterized. The coding region runs from base 53 to 1837 and encodes 594 amino acids. Gene Ontology annotation, molecular function: protein-folding chaperone binding. Lineage: Eukaryota; Fungi; Chytridiomycota; Chytridiomycetes; Spizellomycetales; Spizellomycetaceae. The record is from RefSeq and is a predicted model, not a curated record. The transcript has a single exon.